This is a messenger RNA of Astyanax mexicanus (Mexican tetra), 3636 nucleotides long. RefSeq lists its product as uncharacterized. The record is from RefSeq and is a predicted model, not a curated record. NCBI's taxonomy places the organism in Eukaryota, Metazoa, Chordata, Actinopteri, Characiformes, Acestrorhamphidae. The coding region runs from base 339 to 1802 and encodes 487 amino acids. The transcript is spliced from 12 exons.
UCUUUAAAAACAAUAAAAAACUUAAACAUUAAUUUUGACAGUUCAUAAAUUCUCGGCUAAGCAACAGCAUAGCAACGCCACUGUCCAAUAGAAUGCCUGGACAAUGUUGCUGGUAGAACGUCGCGUGGGCGUUCCUCUGCCAAUAAAACACAGCGCUGAAGAUGAUUGGCUGAAUCCGAGAAUCCAAAUUCUUCCCCUGCAGUCAAUGGGAUCUGAGGAAACAGUCCCGCGGGCGAGCACGCGGUGUGGGAGUUCUCCUGUCACCGUACACUGACAGAGCUGGAGGAUCAGCUGGGACUAGCCAGCACCUGAAGCCUAUCAUCAGCCAUCAGACAGCUAUGAAAAUCAAGGAGAAGACCUGCAGGAAAAGGAGAGAGAGCUAUGACUGGAACUCAGGCUGGAACAGUAGCCUGAAAGAGAUUGGUUAUCUGCUACCCAUUUCUGGAACAGGCAGCGGCAAGGGUCUUACUAGGAAAGAGACAUUGAUUCACAUGCUGCAGUACUUUGGAUUUCUUCAAAGUCAAAUUCAGAUAUUACAGAGCAGCCUCCCUGCCCACUGCCUGCCAGACGUCACUGAAAGAGAAGAGUCUGAGUCAGAGAGUGAAGACACCCCUAACUCAGAGCCCAGCACACCUCCACACUUACUGAAGGCGAAGCGCAAAUAUAACUUCACUCGCUCACGCAAGAAACCCACAUCAAACCAAGAACCCUGUGAUGACAGAGAUCCAAGCCGUCGUCAAGAUGAUCUCGAUAGAAAUUUCACAGUUAGCAAGAACCAAGAGAAUCCCCCCACAUGCAGAGCUGAGAAAAGCUUGUGUUUUAUUGAGGACAGCAACAGCAACACACAGAUAGAUUCUUCUGAUUCCACCUACAGUCUCAAAACACUACCGCCAACAGCUUCCUCCUCCAGAACAGGAAGCAGUGUGGAUCAGGAAUCACCUUGUCAAGGACUUGGAAGCUGCUGCUCCGUCUGUGAGGAGAGGACAGGAAGUGAGGAUGGGAGCCUGGGAAGCAAGGAUCUUGAUACUCCACCUUCAGGGUCCUUCAUUCUGAAAGACAGGAUGUUAAUAACCAUUCCUAAUUUGGGGAACGGAGAGUUGCCCGCUAGCCCCACACUCCCACAGAUGCCUGUGCUGCCACUUUUCUCACGGCUGGGAACAGGGGAGGGUCUAAACCUCAGCCCCUCUCUGCUCACAUCUCCAGCUCGAGGCCUCAGUCACCCACUGCUGCCCACCAGAAACCAGGAGCUACAGACGUUAUUUGAAGACGUAUGGGUCACUCCUAAACCUACUGUUCUCAAAGCAUCCAGUGGUGCAAGCAAACCUCCAGAUAAUGUGCAUUGCCGCCAGUGUGGCAGUAGAGGCUGUGUUUCUUCUCCCUGUGAUGAAGAUGAUAUGAGGUUGACCCCGAAGCAAUGCAUCCCUAAGAAGACAGCAAGCCAAAUCUUUGACAAGAAGUUCUACAGCAAGAGCCAGAAAGUGAUAAACUCUGGCCUGAAGAAGAAAUGUGUGAAUGGAUUUAUUAUGUUCUGCCGAAUGAACCGUCGAAUAUAUCUCAGAACACAUCCGGGCACUCCUUCUACUGUGGUUACUAAAGAGCUGGCCAAACUGUGGCACAUAAUGCCUAAGCAGGAGAGACGCCUGUACUGCCUGAAAGCCAGACGCUACAGUCGGCAGCACAACCGUAACGUGUGCAGUGAGGGCCAGGAGGCAGAAAGGGAAGCGGAGAAGUGUGUCCCGAGUCCCCUGCACUUGUUAUUGGCACACAGAGAUCUGUAUUUUGCCUCCAGGGGAAAGUCCUGAAACAACCUGUACUUUACUCUUACGCCACAGAUGUACCACACCCAGUUCUUAUGGUAUUAUCUCUGUUAUUAUUAUAUACCAUUAUUAUAUAACUAUCUUGGGUAUUCAGGAAAAUAUGUAAAAUCAAAAGCAAUCCUAACCACGGCUGUAGAUUCUUUAAAUAAACACACUGAAAUGUAAAGGCAAUAAUUAUUAUAGUGAGUAUAGUAAGUAUAUGGAACCAUUUAACAUUUUCCAAAAGACUUUAUUUUAAGCCAUUUUUACUAUGAUAAUUACAAAUAAUUUAUUGCAAUUCCGAUCUGGAUUGAGGUCUUUGCAGGAUUGAUAUUCCACACAGAUUUUAUUUAGAGAUUAAAAGUGUAUUGAGACACUAUGGGUCAGAUUCAUGGACAGAAGUUAAGCCUAGUUCUAGACCAUAUUUACCUUUUAGAUGAAAAAUUUCCAGCCUAAAAAAGCAUAGUUUGUUCAAAAAGUCUGAGCCCACAUAGAAAAUGUGGAUUAUUAACAAAAUACUAGAUACUAGUGCAUCUCAAACAAUUAGAAUAUCAUUGAAAAGUUACCUUAUUUCAGUGAUUCAGUUCAAAAUAUGAAACUCAUAUAUUAUAUAGAUGUAUUACACACAGAGUGAUCUAUUUUAACUUUUAUGGAGGUGCAGAUUUCAUUUUCUAGCAGGAUUUGGCACACUGCCCACACUGCCAAAAGUACCAAUUGGUCUUAUAUAAUAAUCUAAUCUUCUGAGACAGAUUUUUGAGUUUUUAUUGGCUGUAAACCAUAAUAAUGAACAAUAAUCAUCAACAAUAAAAUAAAUAAAGACAUAAAAUAGAUCAAUAGAAUAGAUGUGUGUAAAACAUCUAUAUAAUAUAUGAGUUUCACAUUUAUUUUGAACUAAAUUACUGCAAUAAAGUAAUUUUUUUAAUGAAAUUCUAAUAUUUUUUUUAGAUGAGCAAGCAUAAACAACAAGAUAUCUAUCAGAAAUAAAUACUAAAUUAUUUUAUAAUAAAACAAAUGAACCAACAAAUGUGCUAAGUAAAAUGGAGAAAUAUUAUUUAAAAAUUUAAACAUUAUUUUAUACAGGCUUUUGUACAGAAAGGAGUGUUGCAUAUAAUAUAUUUCACUGAAGCUCAUAGUCGCACAAAUGUUCAGGUCAGGGAGCGAGCCUGGCGUCAAUAAAUGAAAGAAGGAGGGUGAUCUUAAUACUAAUGCAUUCAAAAUUCUAAACUCUUUUUUAUGUUGGAAUUCUAGUUUGUAAUAAGUUUGAAAACUAUGAAAAAAUACUAAAAAAAAAAAGAAACGUAUUUUAGUAGUUUACAGUUUUUGUAUUAGUGGUCUCAGACCAUUAAACCUUAGACCUUUAAACCUGUUUGUCUUUAACUUUUCAGACCAUUAGGUUGAACUUUUAUCUGAUAAAAAAAAAAAAAAAAAAAAAAAGUUUUUGUAAGUUAUUAUUUGGCUAAUUAUUUUCUGCUUAUCAGAACAAAAGCACUGAAUAUUUAUUAAUAACAGUAAAACAUUUUGUAAGCUUUAUUUAUUGCAUAUUUAUAUACAGCAUAUUUAUUGUAUUUUAAUACAGAGUAUGUUUUAAACAUUUAUAGCAGAAACUUGUUUCUAUUUUAUGGUUUGAGGAUGUUAUUAUUGUUAUUUUUAUUAUGGCUUUGAUACGUGUAGCAACAGAGUUAACUGACUGAGCUGUGAGAUGGAUGAUUUUCAGUUUGGGUAUUGUGUGUGUGUUUUUUUUUUUACUUUAUUUAAACUUAAUUUCAAGUCAUUUGGAUGUUGAUUUUACAUAUGGAAUCACAUAUAAGGAUGGAAAAUAAAUGUUUUUUCAUAUCUCACA